AUUUUGACAGCUAUUGUUAUCAUUUAACAAUAGCUAUCAAUUGUCAGAAUUUGACUUAUACAAGUUUACAAAAAGUAAAAUAAAGUGAACAAGCAACAAAGUUCAACAUUAUUACAUGCAUAAUUUAUUAAUGCCCCAUUUACAACACUCACUCGGAUGUAGAACGGAUCGCUGAUCGCCAGUCGCGCUUACUUAAACGCACAAAAACUCACAAGAAAUAUUUCGGAUAUAAUUAAAAAUGUCACCCAAAGUGAAAACUGAACAAGGAAUCUUGCAAGGAAAGGAGUGUACAACAUAUUAUGGGAAGAAAUAUUAUAGCUUCGAAGGCAUCCCAUAUGCCAAAGCGCCUGUUGGUAAACUUAGAUUUCGGAAUCCCGAGAAGCCAGAGUCAUGGUCAGGUGUCCGCGUCGCUACCUCUCCCGGUAACAGAUGCAUACAAUUAAAUCCGUACUCAAGUACGCCACUAGAGGGCUCUGAAGACUGCCUGUACCUUAACGUAUACACACCAGUGUUACCACACGAUGAAAUUGAAAAACUACCAGUUAUUUUCUUUGUACACGGUGGUAGACUUAUUUUUGGAUAUGGCGACUACUAUAACCCAGAUUAUUUCCUUCGACAUGAUGUUAUUCUAGUCACAAUCAAUUAUAGAUUAAAUAUACUAGGUUUUGUAUGUUUGAAUAUUCCCGAAGCCCCUGGAAAUGUUGGUUUGAAGGACACAGUUAUGGCUUUACGAUGGGUUAAUAAAAAUAUCAUAAAUUUUAACGGCGACCCGAAUAAUGUGACGGUAUUUGGCGAGAGCGCUGGAGCUGCUGUUGUCAGUUCGUAUUUAACUUCUAAAAUGGCUGAAGGACUAUUUGCAAAAGUCAUUGCGCAAUCUGGGAACUUGUUAUCUGAUUUAUAUAUGAGACACGAAGACCCAAUCGAAAAGGCUAAGAACGUAGCAUCGGUCUUAGGCGAGGAUAUAGAUGAUCCUAAAUCUCUCUACGAAUUUUUAGUUAAUGUUCCUAUAGACGAUUUGAUCUACGCCUUCACUACUACAGAAUUAAACAGACCACCUGGUAUAAUAAAUGCAUAUUUCUUACCAGUUGUAGAGCAAAAAUUCGAUAAUGUCGAACAAUUUUUUACUGAAUACCCUCUGAAAUGUAUCAACGAGAAUCGUCACGCAAAAAUGCCUGUAUUGGCCGGUUGCAAUUCUUUCGAAGCAGCUAUGUUUUUACGGAAGGAUGAUGAUGGAAAAAUACAAUAUGAGACUGAUUUUUAUUAUUUUAUACCUCACAAUUUGUUUAUCGAACGCGACAGCGCUAAAGCCAGAGAUUUCAUUGCAAAGUUGAAAGCUUUCUAUUUGAAUAACCGAGAACCUUCAGAUGAAACGAAAGUAGAGUAUUUGAACAUGGUUUCUGAUUGCUAUUUCCAAAGAGAUGUAUAUUAUUUUAAUGAACUUGUGUCAAAAAGCAAUCCUUUAUAUUUCUUCAAGUUCGAUUUCUUUGGUAAUUUGAAUACCAGAGUCAUCAAAAGUUUGGGCAUUAAAGGUGCUUCCCACGGAGAUAUGAUACAAUAUCAAUUUUAUAGGAAAAACAAAGCUUCUCAAUGUACAGAAAGAGAUCAGAGGAUUAUCGACUUCUUCAGUGAGGCUUGGUGCAAUUUUGCUAAAUAUGGAAUGCCGACAUGGAAGGACCAAAAGGUAAAAUGGCUUCCAUACCAAACAGAAGCAAAACAUACUCUCAUAGUGGACGAACAGAUCAAACUAACCAAGGACGCUGAUCUAGACAGACUUAAGUUUUGUAUCGAAAUGGUUAAAGAAAGGUGUAAAUUAUAAAAUGACUUUCAACAGUUCAAUCCUAAACUCAAUAGUACUUAAGCAAAAGUUACCAAUAUUCGUGCAAUAGUAAUCAAACAUACAAACGCAUACCUCGUCCUAUACUUGUAGGUGUAGGCAGAAGCGCAACUGGUGCAAUAUCGUUUCUGCUGUGCGAAUUCCGUCUCGUGAUGGAUAGGGGCGAGCUUAUCCCCAUAUCGGGCACAAAUUCCCAACUCCGAGCUGAUUAAAUAUUACUAUUCUGCUCGGCCGGGGUCAAACCUAAGACCUCAGCACUGCAGUCGUACCUUAAUACACCUACGCCAUCGAAGUAGUCAGUUAAUCAGUCGACCCAUUGCUAUAGCUAACCAAAAUGCGAUUUUAUCUCUAUAUUGCUAUAUAGAGAUAAAAUCGCAAUUUGGUUACCUUCUCUAAUCCCAUUUUAAUGUAAACCUGGUAAUCCUAAACCCAGGAUGUAUCGGCCUAUAAGCUAUAUACAAUGCUUCUAGGUCAAGAAGAUACACUUUAAAGUCUCUUAAUAGCAUUAAUAUCGGUCACAAGUAACAUUCCUUCAAUAAUUUUCAAUAUUUUUAAUUAUAAUUAAUGGCGACAGAAAAUUUAUAAGUACAUUGUAAUGUGACAAUCUUCCCAGCUUGUUAAGAAAUGCAAUUAGCAUUAAAGUUCUAUCAAAAAUAUUUUACUUCCUAUUAAUAAAUUGUAAUUAACAUAAUAAGUAGGUAAGGAAAGGUUUUUUUAGAAUAGAUAUUAUUUGGUGUGGCCUACAAAAAGUACAUUUGAUGUAUUUAAGAUCUGUGAUAAAUGUGUGUUGGUUACUUAAUAUUUUAUAUAAAGGACUUAAAUAUGGGCAAAGGCAUGUGACAUGUGAUUUCGGUGCUUGAAACUAAGAUUAGAAUUUAUGUUAGGUUAAAUUGGGUGGUAAAGUUUUAUUAUUAUAUAAUUUUUGUGUUUAUAAUACAGGGAACAAAAUAUUUUUGAAUUGAAACAACAUUGAUACUAUACAGAGAAAUUUACAGUCUAAUUUUUAUUAUGUUUAAUAACAAAAAAAAUAUCCGAGCUGCUAUAGAUUUAGCAUAAUAGCCACUAAUGGCUCGUUGUUCAAUCGUCUAUAAUCUCCAUCAAGUAAAUUAUAAUCUGACUAAACACGGAAAAGUGAGACGAAUGAACAAUUUAAUGUAUUUAAACUGUAUUUUUUAAUAUUUACAUUUUGUAAAUAUCCUAUUAAUAACACGUGUUGAUAAAAAUAUCAGUCUGUACUCUUUUUUUAUGAAAUGUCAGAUACAAUAUUCCUAAACUCAUGGUCUCAAUGGUACCGUUUUAAAACUUUGAUGAGUCUCUGGGAUAAAAUUCAUAUUAUUAGAAAUAUUUUUUUAUUAAAUUAAGGUGACUUAAAUUGUUGUGCAAUUGCGGUAUUAUUUAAUAAAUUAUUAAAAAAAAAUAUCAUCAUUUUUGUUCAGUCCAUGAAAAUUGGGCAUUA
This is a messenger RNA of Manduca sexta (tobacco hornworm), 3290 nucleotides long. Its product is annotated as esterase FE4. The transcript is spliced from 4 exons. NCBI's taxonomy places the organism in Eukaryota, Metazoa, Arthropoda, Insecta, Lepidoptera, Sphingidae. The record is from RefSeq and is a predicted model, not a curated record. The coding region runs from base 239 to 1816 and encodes 525 amino acids.